GCCCCCGCCCCAGCUCCGGCGGUAGAGGCGGUGGCGGCGCGCGCACAGCCGUUGCACCUGGCGCCCUCCUCGGCGGCGGCGGCAGCGGCGGCGGGGGGGGCGGGGGUUUCCUCGUCGCCAGGACAACCGGCCUCGCCGCUGCGCCUCUGCCAUGGUUUUCUCAAAUAAUGAUGAAGCCCUUAUUAACAAGAAACUACCCAAAGAACUACUGUUAAGAAUAUUUUCUUUCUUGGACAUAGUUACUUUGUGUCGAUGUGCACAAGUUUCCAAGGCAUGGAAUGUUUUAGCUCUGGAUGGAAGCAAUUGGCAAAGGAUAGACCUCUUUAACUUUCAAACGGAUAUAGAGGGUCGUGUUGUGGAAAAUAUAUCGAAAAGGUGUGGUGGGUUCCUGAGACAACUUAGUCUGAGAGGAUGUCUUGGUGUUGGAGACUCCUCUUUAAAGACCUUUGCACAGAACUGUAGAAACAUCGAACACUUAAAUCUGAAUGGGUGCACAAAAAUCACUGACAGCACGUGUUACAGUCUUAGCAGAUUCUGUUCCAAACUGAAACAUCUGGAUCUGACAUCUUGUGUAGCCAUCACAAACAGCUCUUUGAAAGGCUUAAGUGAGGGUUGCAGAAAUCUGGAACAUUUGAAUCUUUCCUGGUGUGAUCAGAUUACGAAGGAUGGUAUUGAAGCACUGGUGAAAGGGUGUAGUGGACUAAAAGCUCUAUUUCUUAGAGGUUGCACACAGUUAGAAGAUGAAGCAUUGAAACACAUUCAAAAUCAUUGUCAUGAACUUGUAAUCCUGAAUUUGCAAUCCUGUACACAAAUUUCAGAUGAAGGCAUUGUAAAAAUCUGUAGAGGAUGUCAUAGACUUCAGUCGCUCUGUGUUUCAGGCUGUAGCAACCUUACAGAUGCUUCUCUCACAGCACUUGGUCUAAACUGUCCAAGGCUGAAGAUUUUGGAAGCUGCAAGAUGUUCACAUCUUACAGAUGCUGGUUUUACCCUUUUAGCACGGAAUUGCCAUGAGCUGGAGAAGAUGGACUUGGAAGAAUGUGUUUUGAUAACCGACAGCACAUUGAUACAACUUUCUAUACACUGUCCUAAGCUACAAGCAUUGAGCUUAUCUCACUGUGAAUUGAUCACUGAUGAUGGGAUUCUUCAUCUGAGCAACAGUACGUGUGGUCAUGAGAGGCUGCAGGUACUGGAGCUUGAUAACUGUCUUCUCAUCACGGACGUGACUCUGGAACACCUGGAGAACUGCCACAACUUGGAGAGAAUUGAGCUGUAUGACUGUCAGCAAGUCACGCGAGCCGGAAUCAAACGGAUCAGAGCUCAUCUACCUCACGUGAAAGUUCAUGCUUACUUUGCUCCUGUAACUCCCCCUCCGUCGGUAGGAGGGAGCGGACAACGCCUCUGCAGAUGCUUACAAAGCUUGCCCGUCACCGAAGCACGUGUGAUGCCCUAUGCCAUCAGCCUUUAA
Chroicocephalus ridibundus (black-headed gull) is the source of this 1465-nucleotide messenger RNA. It is a transcript of the gene FBXL2, whose product is annotated as F-box and leucine rich repeat protein 2. Gene Ontology annotation, molecular function: protein binding. Gene Ontology annotation, cellular component: cytoplasm. NCBI's taxonomy places the organism in Eukaryota, Metazoa, Chordata, Aves, Charadriiformes, Laridae. The transcript is spliced from 16 exons. The coding region runs from base 152 to 1465 and encodes 437 amino acids. The record is from RefSeq and is a predicted model, not a curated record.